Molecule: messenger RNA, 4570 nt
Organism: Contarinia nasturtii (swede midge)
Lineage: Eukaryota; Metazoa; Arthropoda; Insecta; Diptera; Cecidomyiidae
Product: histone-lysine N-methyltransferase eggless-like
Exons: 6
Coding region: 138-4499 (1453 amino acids)
Biological process (GO): negative regulation of gene expression; heterochromatin organization
Cellular component (GO): nucleus
Molecular function (GO): DNA binding; histone H3K9 methyltransferase activity; zinc ion binding
Source: RefSeq, a predicted model, not a curated record
AAUAUUUUAUCUUUUUACGGUGAUUGACCUAUAAAUUCGGUUGAGAGUAAUUGAAUUUAUUUUUAAAUAUAUUUUAAGCAUAACUUCCAUUGAGUUGUAAAUUUUAUUCUGUUAGUUAAAUCAAGUGAAAAUAGGAGAUGGAAUCAGUUAAAGCAGGGGAGAUGCAAGCAUGUGAAUCUAAUGAGGAAAAUGCAUUAAUUAUUGAUACAGAAAAAGAGUUAAAUCCAAAGGUGUCAAACAAUGGAAAUGAAGAGAUAGCAAGCUGUUCCAUGGACGACACAAAUGAAAAAAUUGCAUUGGUAAAACCGAAUUGUGGAGACAGUAUAUCGAUCGAAGUAGCAGUGGAAGAAAACAAAAUCACUGCAGUAAAAGGUGGAAAUGAAUUAAAUGAUAUUUUUCAUACACCCGAUGCAACUGACAGUGAAUCCGUGCAUGAUAAAUGUGAUGAAGAGCCAAUGAAUAUUGAUGAAAUACUCGAAAGUGUGCAUGCUGAAUCGGAUGUUGUUGCGAGCAGUGAUGAAUUUUGCGAAGCUCAAUCGCAUGCAGAUGAGGAAGAAAAUCAUCGAAUCGAUGGUGGAACACCGCUCAUUGAUGAAAAAAUUGAAACUAUCGAGCAAGAUGGUUUAUUGUCUGUCAAUGAGAAUCUGAACAUACUGCUAGAAGAGGAAUCAAUCGUAAUGCAUGACAGUGCACCAGAAAACAUUCAUUCGACGGACGAUAACCAAGUCGCUGAAAAUUCGGAGGGUGUUGACAAAAAACUAAAUGAAGCAGAAGCGGAUUCAGAAAAGGAUGCUAAUCCACCACCGAAAACAGACACACUAGACGAACUGCAUGAUAAUAAUGAGAUCGUUCUAAAUACAAAUGAUGCAACGUCAACCACUGAACCUAAUGAAAAACCAGUCGAUGAAGCUAUUGCAGUUACUGUUGAAAAUACAGAUCAAAAUCUUAUAGUUCAACAAGGCAAUGAUAAGACGAAUAACAAUUUCGAAGACGAUUCUACAAUGGAAGAAUUUGAUAAUAUUUUAGAAUUUUUGGAAGAAAAUGAAGAGAUUUUUGCAGGAGCCGAUGAGAUGACCAAUAUAAACGAAGUCAAAAUCAAUGAUGCCGAAACAGAAGAACAAUCGAACAUUACGAAUGACGAAGAUUUCAUUUUGAAAUUGACGGAAAAUGUAGAAAAAAUACUCGAAACUAAUGAAAAAAGUAUGUCCACGUCUAUAGCUGCCACGACCAAUGGAGAUUCAUCUUCAGAAGCAGAACAAAUACCAGAGAAAGAAGUGCAAGGGCAAGAAGAACAAGAGUCGAAGCCACUGGAGAAUUCAGUAAAAUCAGAAGGGAAAAUGCCAGUGCGUGAAGAAUGUUUGAAUGUUGAUUGUACAAAGAAAAGUGAAAUUUUUCACGAGGCAACGGAAUUCGUUAUUAAUCACUUUCAUUUAAAUAAACGUUCGAAAAAAACUAUGUUUAUUUGCGAUGAAUGUUACGAUGCUGUUGUUGAUUCAUAUGGUGAACUAUGUGCUGCAUUGGAGGAUAAACAGCCGCUCUUCCUUAAAAAUAUCAAAUAUUCUGAGUUAGUUGAAAUCAUUGAUAGCAGCGAUGAAGAAGAUGAUGAUGACGAUGGACGAAAUGAUAGUACAGAAAAUAAUCAUUCAUUUGACGCUGAGACAUUGGCUUUAAUUGAAGACAAUUUGGAGACUAUUAUAAAGGAAACAUUGGAAAAGGUCGAUAUCGAUCAACAAAUGGAUUGGAAUCGUCAAAUUUUGGGGUCUACUGUUGAGAACAACGAAAAAAACUUUUCCGAAAUGAUGAAUGAAAUGCACGAUUUACAGUCUCGAAUAGAUAAACUAUACAAAAAUACAUACAGCUUGAAACACACACUUACGGAAGACAUACAAUCACUCGAUCUCACGACAAUGUCAAUCACUCAAAUAUGCAAUGAUAGUUAUCCACCGCCUUAUCCAGGCGAUUUAAAACACCCAGAUAUUGAAUACAACACACUCUAUUAUACAUUUCGCGCUAAGCUUACAUCACGCUGGCUACCUUGCAAGGUGACCGAUAAAAUUGAAGUAAAUGGACAAACUGAAUACACAGUUAGAUUCUGCCGAGAACGAAUAAACUCCACCAAUUUCAAGUCAGUUUUACGAAAACAUUUGGCGUAUGGUCGGGUUCCUGAUUAUCGCUUAAAUAUUGGAACGCGUGUAAUCGCUGUGUUUGAUAAUACCGACAGCAAUUCCCGAGAUAAAUCUUUGCCAAUCAAAAAUAACUUUUCGCCAGGCGUUAUUGCGGAACCUCUGAGUUUAUACACAAACUGGCGGUAUUUGGUCUUUUUUGAUGAUGGAUGGGUACAGUAUGUGCAUCAUGAAAAUAUUCGUGUCGUUUGUGAAAACACCGAAAAUGUCUGGGAGCUAAUUGAAGAGCCGGGUGCAAAAACAUUCAUUGAAGGUUAUGUAAAGGAAUGCAAAAAGAAGCGUCCCAUUGUUCAGGUACGAACCGGACAACGGAUUCAAACGGAACUGAAUGGAAAGUGGUACAAUGCAAUUGUCAAUAAGGUGGAAGGUAGUUUAGUUCAGGUAUUUUUUGAAGAGACAAAACGAUAUGAGUGGAUUUAUCGUGGCUCCACACGUCUUUUCCCACUCUACAAGAAACUCAAUCAUAUAAUAAUGUCUGCAACAAAUCGACAUGAAGCAACUAUUGAAUAUAUCGUAAUUGACGAUGAUAAAGAACCAGAACGAUCAACAGAGCCACCGGUUGAAGAAAAAUCUCAACCCAAGACACCACCAUCGAAAACGGCAACAAUUCAACGAACAUUCGCAUCACAGGCAGCACGAGAUACACCACAACAAAAGCAACGUGAACAAAAACGUGCCGUAGCAAAGAAAAGUACAGUAUCCCAACCAAAACCAACAAUAACACACAUGAACAACUCUACAAUCUAUGUAGAUGAAGACAAGCCAAAAGGUAAAGUUGUAUAUUAUACAGCCAAAAAACAUAUUGAUGUAAAAAAGUACAUCAAUCACGGAUGCAAGCCCAACUGUUUGAUAGAGGUUCAACACAAUUUAACCACGUAUUCACCAUUAUCGAAACCACUUCUGUCUGGUUUUGAACGUCAGAUUUGUAAGACUAGAUUCAAUAAAAAAUAUGUUGUCUACAAAGCUCCAUGCGGGCGACGUCUUCGUGACAUGCCCGAAAUGCAUAAAUAUUUGCGAUUGACCAAUUGUAAAUUAAAUGUAGACAAUUUCACAUUUGACCCAUUGAUCCAUUGUUUGGCUGAGUACGUCAUUGAAUCAUAUGUCAUGAAAAAGCCAGAUUUAUCAGAUGGAAUUGAAAAAAUGCCAGUACAAUUGGUCAACUGUUAUGAUAGUACCAUGCCACCACCAUGUACAUAUUCUGCUAAACGCAUACCUACUGAAGGCGUCGGUUUAAUUUGUGAUUCAGACUUCUUAUGUGGCUGCGAUUGUACCGAUGACUGUUUGGAUAAAGAAAAGUGUGCAUGUUGGAAAUUAACGUUACAAGGUAUAAAAUAUGGAAAUCCUGAUACACCUAUUGAAGAUGUUGGUUAUCAAUAUAAGAGGCUCAAUGAACCUGUCCCAACCGGAAUUUAUGAAUGUAAUAGCCGAUGCAAAUGUAAAUCAAAUUGUCUUAAUCGGGUCGUUCAGCAUCCGAUACAACUGAAAUUGCAAGUGUUUAAGACUGUGAAUCGUGGUUGGGGGCUCAGAUGUUUGAAUGAUGUACCAAAGGGCAGCUUCAUCUGCUGUUAUGCUGGAAAUUUAUUAACAGAAACGGCGGCCAACGAAGCUGGAGGAGAUCUAGGUGAUGAAUAUUUUGCUGAACUUGACUAUAUUGAAGUUGUUGAAAACAUGAAAGAAGGUUAUGAGCCAGAUGUUGUUAACGAUGAAAAUGAUUCAUCUGGAUCAGAGGAUGAAGAUUUUGAUGUUGAAAUGGAAUCAUUACGUACGCGUAACGAUGACAGUGACGACGAAUUUGUUGCCAGAAGUUAUACUGCAAGUGAAGAUUCGGAAAGUAGACGAUACAGUACACGAAACUCGGUCGAUAAACGCAAAAAGACGGAUCACGCGACAACCAAAGAAUCAGAGAAACGUAAAGAACGUACCAGUUCAUCGGAUGAGGACGGUGACGAUGUAAGACAGGUGAAAAAUUUUAUGGCCAGUAACACAAUGCCUGUGAACGAAGAUGCGGACGAUGAUCAAAAUAAAUCAAUUCGAAAAUUCUUUGGAAAAAAUGAAGCAGUUUACAUUAUGGAUGCUAAAAAGGCUGGCAACAUCGGCAGAUAUUUUAAUCAUUCUUGCGGGCCAAAUCUAUUCGUGCAAAAUGUAUUCGUCGAUACGCAUGAUUUAAGAUUUCCAUGGGUGGCAUUUUUUGCAUCUACACAUAUUCGGGCCGGUACUGAACUCACUUGGAAUUAUAACUACGAAGUGGGAAGCGUUCCCGGGAAAGUGUUGAUUUGUCAAUGCGGCGAUGAAAAAUGUCGUGGUCGCAUUUUGUAAUUUCAUUUUAUCAAGAAAGUUUCAGUCAUUUAAUGUUUUAGCAAUGAAAUAAAUUUAAAUGAAAGAAAUGA